This is a messenger RNA of Hyalella azteca, 2655 nucleotides long. Its product is annotated as U3 small nucleolar RNA-associated protein 25 homolog. Gene Ontology annotation, biological process: maturation of SSU-rRNA from tricistronic rRNA transcript (SSU-rRNA, 5.8S rRNA, LSU-rRNA). The record is from RefSeq and is a predicted model, not a curated record. Lineage: Eukaryota; Metazoa; Arthropoda; Malacostraca; Amphipoda; Hyalellidae. Bases 40 to 2625 code for a protein of 861 amino acids. The transcript has 8 exons. Gene Ontology annotation, molecular function: rRNA binding; U3 snoRNA binding. Gene Ontology annotation, cellular component: nucleolus; small-subunit processome.
AGCAACAGUCAACAUCAUCAAAAUUUUUCAUUUUGCAAAAUGGCUCAUGGCAUAAACUCCAGGUCAAAAGCCAAACAAGGCAGCAGAGGUCGUGGAGGCAGGAGACCUUUCAAGAGUAGGAAUAACACAGCCAGUUAUAGGAGAGCUCUUCUUAGAAAAAGAAAACUUGAAGACAAUAUUGAAUGUGAAGAGGACAACAAAAAAUUUAAGGCCCAUAAUGCAACGCAUCCUGUCAAGGAGGAAGACGCUCAAGAGAGCAGCUCCAGUGACUUGUCGGAUGCCGAGCAGCUGCCAACUGACAGCCAUGCUCUACUUCUGCACAGCUUUGGUGCUAGCACGGCUACUCACAGUGACCCUGAAGAUGAUGAUGAUGAGGGUGAUGAUGGUGAUGGUGAGGGUGAUGAUGAGGGUGAAGAUCAUUCUGAUGAUCAACAAGACACUGAAGAUGAGUCAGAAGAAGUUCAGGUGACGAGACAAAUUAAAGAUUUGAAUUCUUCUAAUGCAAAAAAAGCUCUCAUGGAUGAGCAAUUGAGUGAAGGAAGUCAUGAGCAGUCAGAUGACGAGUCCAAUGAUGAUGAUAAUGAAUCUGAAGAAAGUGAUGAAUGUAAUAGCAGAGAUAGUGAUUCAAGUGAUGAUUUAAGUGAUGAACAGGAAGAUUUGGAGGGCGGAAUUGCUGAAGACGCAGAAAGUGAUGCUGACAGCUUAAUGUGUGCUUCUGAUGAUGAAAAUUCCACAUCUAGGAAACCAAAUCUGGGGGGCUUGGUUGUUCCUACGAAGAAUCAGAAGGGCGGCAAACAGGUGAUGCAGUGUGAUGAUGAAGAUCUGGAUGAGCUAGAAAAGAAUAGCUUACCCAGCAUUGAUGACCCUUUCUGUACUCACUUUGAGCGUGUCUUGUCUCAUGAAGCAGCCGAGCGCUUGCUUGACUGCAACACCUGGCAGCAUGACAAUCACCAGUGGCCAGAGCUCAGUGGUGCUGUGAAACACUCGUACCCUACAAAACUGCCAGCGCUGAGCAACAAGCCUAAACUUCUUCUAACUGCUGACUCUGAUGCACCUCCUCCAGUGUAUGGAGGGCCAUUCAAGGUUCCUGAAUUUCCCGAUGUAAACUCUAUGUUCAUCAAAGACUCUGUGUUGAAGAAUAUAGGAGAUCUAACACCUCUUCAGCAGCACCUUUUACAUGCCAUAGCUAAUUAUUCUGAUCUUUACUAUCCAUCAUCAACUCAUGAAAAGUGGGAUGAUGUGACAAAAGUUUAUAGUAUACAUGCUCUUAACCACGUUUUGAAAACAAGAACCAGGAUACUGAAGAAUAAUUCCAAGUUGAGUAAGUUAAGGGCUGCAAAGAUUGAUGUAGACCUUGAUCAGUUUAGAGAUCAAGGUCUUUCCCGUGCCAAGGUGCUCAUCUUGCUGCCCUCCAAACAUUCUGCUUUCAGGGUCGUGAAGGCAAUGCAGAAGCUACUCGGACUAUCAAACAAGCAACAAGUGAAGCAUCUGACGCGCUUUGAAGACGAUUUUGGCCCUGGGGACACAAACACCAACUUACCCAGAGCUCUGAAAGGAAGAUCAGAAGACUUCAUUGCAACCUUCACUGGUGACACAUCUGAAAACUUUAAAAUUGGCAUCACUGUCAGCAAUAAAAGCCUAGGGUUGUACUCGAACUUCUCACGGUCGGACAUAAUCUUGGCCUCGCCGCUGGGUCUCCGUCUCGUCGCGGGCGUGGAGGGCGAGGAAGACAACAAUGCAGGCUUCUUGUCGUCCAUUGAGAUGCUCGUGCUUGACCAGGCGUCAUGCUUCCUCAUGCAGAACUGGGACCACGUGCUCUCCGUGCUGGAGAGCGUGAACCUCUCCAUCAAAAACGUGCGCGACAUAGUCAGCGACGGGCGCCGAGUGCGGUCCUGGAGCGUCGACGGACAUGCCAAAUUCUAUCGCCAAACACUCAUGUUCAGCGCCGCUAUUGAUGACCUGCAGCGUGCCUUAUUCAGCCGCUCUUGUAACUUCGCUGGUCGCUUCGAAGUGCUGCCUGUCUCUGCUGGCGUGCUCGGUGACUUGCUAGUGAGUGCUGAGCUGGUGCUACUGAGGUGCCCUGGAUUAAAUGAUGGCGAGCAAAGACUUGCUUACUUCACGCAAGAGUUCUUCCCUAAACACGUUGCCUCUCGUAAGGCGUUCACGCUGCUCUACAUCCCGGACACCAGUGACUACUAUCUUCUAUCACAGUUCCUGGCUCAGGAGCGGGCUAUCGAAUUCUCAUCUAUUAACGAGUACCUUACAUCCAAAAUGAGUCACGUUGCUGUAGCGCGCAGUGAUUUCUUCAAAGGAUCGAGUCCACUGUUGCUGUACACGGAGCGUUUCCACUACUACAAGCGUCCUGUCAUCAAGGGUAUCAGACACCUCAUAUUCUAUGCGUUGCCUUCCUUCAGUUCCUUCUUCAGUGAAAUGUGCAACUUGAUGAUUGGGUCGCUGCAGAAUCAAUCGGCUCCUCGGUCCCAGCUACAGCACCGUUCUUCCAUCACGGUGUUGUACCAGCGCUCUGAUGUCACCCGCCUCGCGGCUGUCAUGGGCAACACCAACGCAAAAGAACUUCUAUCUUCGAACAAAAACGUACACAUGUGCGCUAUUUCAGGGAGUUGAUAUUAAUGUUCAAUAAAAUCAUUUAUUGUC